Molecule: messenger RNA, 1405 nt
Organism: Rhopalosiphum maidis (corn leaf aphid)
Lineage: Eukaryota; Metazoa; Arthropoda; Insecta; Hemiptera; Aphididae
Gene: Sc2
Product: probable very-long-chain enoyl-CoA reductase art-1
Exons: 7
Coding region: 306-1205 (299 amino acids)
Biological process (GO): very long-chain fatty acid biosynthetic process
Molecular function (GO): protein binding; oxidoreductase activity, acting on the CH-CH group of donors
Source: RefSeq, a predicted model, not a curated record
AGUUAGUACAUGGAUCCGCGUAGUACACACUACACGUAUGGUAUGUUACACAGCACACAUCACACACUCACUGUCUGACUGAAGUACCUAUACACAGUGCAUACUACGCACGUUCGAACGUUCCACGUCGUCUGUACUCUGUACAGUAUCAGCUGGUGUCGCACGGCAGCACAGGAACGGCAAUCAUUCGUCACUCAAUAUUCGCUGCAACGGUAGCUAUCACUUAAUCGCCUGUCGCCGAUUCAGAAUUAUUUUUUCUAUAGUUAUUAGUUUUACACGCAGCCGGCCUAGCAACGCUUUGAAUUAUGGAGAUCGAAAUUGUAACAACCACUGACAAGAAUAUUGGAAAAAUUAAAGUAACAGAUGCUUCUCAGAUUAGUGAUAUUAAAAAAAGCAUAAGCAAAGUAAAGUCAGUUUUAUAUCCAGACAGACAAUCUAUCAGGCUUGAACCUAGAGGAAAAACUUUAAAAGAUACUGAUAAAGUUAAAGAUUUAGGAUUAAAAAAUGGAUCGAAACUUUAUGUUAAAGACUUGGGCCCUCAAAUUGGAUGGUCUACCGUAUUUAUGGCAGAAUAUGCUGGACCCUUAUUUGUUUAUUUAAUAUUUUAUGCAAGACCUAGUUUGAUUUAUGGGGCUACAGCUAAUCAAAAGAUGUCACAAGUUGCUGAAGUUGCUGCUUACUGUUGGUCAUUCCAUUAUGCAAAGCGUGUGUUCGAAACAUUGUUUGUACACCGUUUCUCUCAUAACACAAUGCCAAUAAUGAAUCUCUUUAAAAACUGUUCAUAUUAUUGGGGUUUCACUGCUUUUGUUUCAUACUUUGUCAGCCAUCCAUUAUAUACUCCACCAUGUACAAUUCAAUUUUACAUUGGUCUUGGUACUUUUAUAUUCUGUGAAUUAGGAAACUUAAGCAUUCACAUUGCAUUGCGAAACCUUCGUCCACCAGGUACCAAAGUCAGGCGUAUUCCUGUUCCCACUGUAAAUCCUUUUACACUUCUUUUCAAUUUUGUUUCUUGUCCUAACUAUACUUAUGAAGUUGGUAGUUGGAUUGGAUUUACUAUAAUGACAUCUUCAUUUUCAGCUGGAUUAUUUACUUUUGCUGGAUUCUAUCAAAUGGCAGUAUGGGCUCUUGGCAAACACAGGAAUUACAAAAAAGAAUUCUCUGACUACCCAAAAUGUAGAAAGUCUAUUAUACCAUUUUUACUUUAACUUGUACUGAAUAUUUUAAAUAAGUUUUUUCUAGGACUGAAAUGGUGGGUGUAUAUUUUUUUUAUAGGUGUUUUGGUUUGUGUCUUGUGGAUACUAAAUUAUGUUAAAAAUUUACUGUUUUAUAUUUUACAACUGUUAAUUAAAAUACAAGUAAUUGAUCAAAUUGUAUACAAAUAUUUGUACAUUAGUUGUAAUAAAUU